Chaetura pelagica (chimney swift) is the source of this 765-nucleotide messenger RNA. RefSeq names its product taste receptor type 2 member 9-like. Gene Ontology annotation, molecular function: bitter taste receptor activity; G protein-coupled receptor activity. Gene Ontology annotation, biological process: G protein-coupled receptor signaling pathway; sensory perception of taste; detection of chemical stimulus involved in sensory perception of bitter taste. The transcript is spliced from 2 exons. The coding region runs from base 1 to 765 and encodes 254 amino acids. The record is from RefSeq and is a predicted model, not a curated record. Gene Ontology annotation, cellular component: membrane. Lineage: Eukaryota; Metazoa; Chordata; Aves; Apodiformes; Apodidae.
AUGGAAGCUUGUUACUCUCAACAGAAAUUUAAUGUCACCACGUACAAUGUCGUGGCAAUUUCCCUCAUCUCCCUGCAGACAUUUGCUGGCAUGUGGAUAAACGCUUUCAUGUUUUCUGUGCUUUGCAUUGCUUGGGUCAGAAAGAAAAGCUCUAACUCCAAUGAGAAGAUCUUGGUCUUUCUGGGAUGCACCCGGUUCUGGUACUUGUGCUUUUCAUGGGUCGGUUCCAUUAUCGAAAAUAUUUUUCACUUGUGCCUUUGUGUUAAUCACCUAUCACAACUCCUUUCAGGUAUUCUGACAUUUUUCAGUUGUUCCAGCCUGUGGGUUUCUGCCUUCCUUUCUGUUUUUUACUGUAUCAAAAUUGCAAAUUUCCAGCACAGCUUCUUCAUCCACCUGAAAGUGAAAAUUGACAGGAUCGUGCCAUGGGUGCUCUUGGGUUCACUCCUUUUUUCUCUCUGGAGACACAAACACAAGAUGCAGAUGAAGUCACUGAAGAACGUCAGCAUGGAUGCCCACAUCAAAGCCAUGAAAUAUAUUCUGUCCUUUUUCUUCCUGCACAGCAUCCACUUUAUCUGUUUGGUCUUGGUAAUGAUUUAUGAAUCAAAUGAGGCAAAUGCUGUGAACAUUUUCCUUCUAUUCUUUGAGCAUGCUUUACCAGCAGUUCAUUCUCUGAUCCUGAUUUUCAGCAAUCCCAAACUGAAAAAGACACUGCUGACCCUGUCCUGUGUGAAGUGCAAGAUUUGCAUGAGGCAGGAAAUGUCAUAA